Messenger RNA from Acanthaster planci (crown-of-thorns starfish), 1023 nucleotides. Its product is annotated as cytochrome b-c1 complex subunit 8-like. Gene Ontology annotation, cellular component: respiratory chain complex III. The record is from RefSeq and is a predicted model, not a curated record. Lineage: Eukaryota; Metazoa; Echinodermata; Asteroidea; Valvatida; Acanthasteridae. Gene Ontology annotation, biological process: mitochondrial electron transport, ubiquinol to cytochrome c.
AAACUCGGGAAUCGAAUCGGGAACGACUCCGCCAUUUUGCUGUCGCUUACCUAAGGGAAGGACGCAAGUCUUGGUUGUUACGACUAAAAGCUGAAGGUAAAGAAGCAGAUCAUCAUGGGAGGAGACCACCGUUUUGGCAAGCUAGCCAGAUACAGGAAUGUCAUCACUUAUUCCCUGUCCCCCUACGAGCAGAACCCCUUUGCAGGCAUCUUCAAGAAAGGCAUCCCCAACAUGUGGAGAAGAUUCAAGGGGCAGGUCUUCCGAGUUAUCCCACCCUUCGCUCUGGGCUACUUAAUCUAUCGCUACGGGUCAACUGAAAACAAGAAACUAAAGAGGAAAGACCCCUCGCUAUACGUCAACGACGAGUAAGCAACCCGCGAAAUGUGUGCAGUGAGAGACUUGUCACACCCUCGCCUUUGAACCUGGAAUCUGAAUCUCAACAGUUGAACAUAAAGCAGUGAUAAAGAGAAAAGUACAAGAUUCAAGCAGUAACACAGAUAAAGUGCAAGUUUCAAGAAGAAAAUGAUUCAGCAAGCCUCACUCGGUUCCAGACAGCAGAAGUAGACAGCACCCUAUAGUAUCUACCAGAGAAUCUUCCUCAAGGUUGAGUUCAAGUGUGUUUCAUCUUGAGCGUGAUCUGCUUCGGGACUGAUUUCAGAAAAAAACAUACAUAUACAAGUUUAUCAGAAAGUUGCCAUAGACUGUAAGGAACUGCAUGCGCUCACUUCACCGAUGACAUCAUCUAGUUUCAAGUCGGUUGGGUUUGACUUAGUCUGUGAAUUAGAUGUUGCAGUGAAGGUUCGACAGUGAUUAUUUGAAAGUAAGAGGUAGUGGAUGGGUUUUUUUAAUGCUCAAUUUGUACAGCAAAACAUUCUCUCAUCCCCCAUGUAAAUGUGAUGUAAAUCCCAGCUUCAUGUUAACUUUGGCUACAAAGAUUGUUUCAUUGCAGUAAGCACUAAAGUUAAAUGCUUAUCAAAAUGUUUGUUAUUUGAAAUUGAAAUAAAAAUGUGUUAUUUGCAUGUA